Molecule: messenger RNA, 1296 nt
Organism: Diachasmimorpha longicaudata
Lineage: Eukaryota; Metazoa; Arthropoda; Insecta; Hymenoptera; Braconidae
Gene: Coprox
Product: oxygen-dependent coproporphyrinogen-III oxidase
Exons: 2
Coding region: 86-1222 (378 amino acids)
Cellular component (GO): cytoplasm
Molecular function (GO): coproporphyrinogen oxidase activity
Source: RefSeq, a predicted model, not a curated record
CAGUAUCAAUUCUUGAGUCAGCUGAUCGACAUCAUAACCUUUCCAACAAUCGUCCGGCAAGUGCACCCCCCAGUGUUCCCCGACCAUGGGAACUAGAGUACUCCUACGCACCUGGAGGAACUUCGCCCAGGAAAUAGGUCCCCACAAACUGUCCCUUCUGGGUGUUGGAGUCCUGGCAUCAGGAGUGGCAUUAUACCAUGGUAAAAGGGAAGCCUCAGCAGCCCAGAGUCAGCUGGACAUCUCCAGGUUCAUGGCAGAUUCCAUCACACCCACCAACGACCUGUCACGAAACUCGGGGGACAUGAAAACGAAAAUGGAACUUCUGAUUAUGAAAAUUCAAUCAGACUUCUGUCGCUCUCUGGAGUCCCUCGAGGACGGUACGAAGUUCAAGGUUGACAGAUGGUCUAGGAAAGAGGGUGGUGGUGGGAUAACGUGUGUUCUUCAGGAGGGAACGGUUUUCGAAAAGGCAGGAGUCAAUAUUUCGGUUGUAUCCGGUAAUCUUCCACCAGGUGCUGUUAAACAGAUGCGUGCCAGGGGUAAGGAAUUGGACGAGGGCUCCCUUCCAUUCUUCGCUGCUGGAGUCAGUGCUGUCAUUCAUCCGCGAAAUCCAAUGGUUCCGACGAUCCACUUCAAUUAUCGAUAUUUCGAGGUAACGAAUAAAGACGGUUCAGUCCAGUGGUGGUUCGGUGGUGGAACAGACCUGACCCCUUACUACCUAAACGAAGACGAUGCCAAGCACUUCCACAAGACCCUGAAGGACGCGUGCGACGAACACGACCCGACAUACUACAAAAAAUUCAAAGACUGGUGCGACAACUACUUCGUGAUCGAGCACAGGGGCGAGAGGAGAGGUAUUGGGGGUAUAUUUUUCGACGAUCUCGACACCCCAAGUCAAGAGGAGGCCUUUCAGUUCAUCAGAUCCUGUGCAGAGGCUGUCAUCCCCUCCUACAUUCCCCUCGUGAAGAACCACAAAGACGAUGGAUAUGGAUACGCAGAGAGACAGUGGCAGCUGCUGAGAAGAGGACGAUACGUUGAAUUCAAUCUGAUUUACGAUCGUGGAACGAAAUUUGGUCUUUACACACCUGGUGCACGGUACGAGAGUAUUCUCAUGUCAUUACCGUUGACUGCCAGGUGGGAGUACAUGCAUGAACCCAGUGGUGACUCGAAAGAGGGAAAACUCAUGGAAGUUCUCAAGGUGCCCAGGAACUGGUUGAAUGUUUAAGGGAAAUAAUGGUGAGGGUUUUUUCAUUGGAUUAAAUGUUAUAGUUUUUCAAAUAAAUGUUAUUUUGUACUGAA